Messenger RNA from Anoplophora glabripennis (Asian longhorned beetle), 1327 nucleotides. Its product is annotated as death-associated protein kinase related-like. Lineage: Eukaryota; Metazoa; Arthropoda; Insecta; Coleoptera; Cerambycidae. Gene Ontology annotation, molecular function: protein serine/threonine kinase activity; ATP binding. The coding region runs from base 65 to 1045 and encodes 326 amino acids. The transcript has 4 exons. Gene Ontology annotation, biological process: positive regulation of apoptotic process; intracellular signal transduction; protein phosphorylation. Gene Ontology annotation, cellular component: nucleus. The record is from RefSeq and is a predicted model, not a curated record.
AAAGUACGCUACGGUGUGUCGCGCAGUUCAUAAAAAAACUGGUACUUCUUAUGCUGCCAAAUUUAUGAAAAAAAGACGUCGAAAUCAAGACCAAAUGAAAGAAAUUGUGCAUGAAAUAGCAGUGUUGAUGAAGUGUAAGACGGCGAACAGAGUAAUUCGACUACAUGAAGUCUACGAGUCCACGACAGAAAUGGCGUUAAUACUAGAACUAGCCGCUGGCGGCGAACUUCAACAUAUACUCGAUGGCGGGCAGUGCCUGGGAGAGGAGGAAGCUCGAAGAGCUAUGAAACAAAUAUUAGAAGGUGUAGCUUACCUACACGAUAAAAACAUUGCUCAUUUAGACUUGAAACCACAAAAUCUACUAUUGAGCAUUGAAGACUGCUGUGAUGAUAUCAAACUCUGCGAUUUUGGCAUAUCAAAAGUGCUUGAACCUGGUAUUACAAUACGAGAAAUAUUAGGUACUGCAGAUUAUGUAGCUCCAGAAGUUUUAAAUUAUGAACCAAUAAGCCUUUCAACAGAUAUAUGGUCAAUAGGGGUUUUAGCAUAUGUGAUUCUGUCAGGAUUUAGUCCUUUUGGAGCUGAUGAUAAACAACAGACAUAUUUAAAUAUAUCAAAAUGUUCAUUAUCUUUUGAAACGGAACAUUUUGGUGAUGUUUCAAGUGCAGCAAUAGACUUUAUAAAAAGCACUCUUGUUAUAGAUCCAAGAAAACGACCCACUAUCCACGAACUACUUGACCAUCCAUGGAUAUCACUGAAAAUGAAUCUUCUACCGUCUAUUUCAUUAAAGUCAUCAACCCAGCUGACACCUAAGUCAACACCAAUUAGUCAAAGAAAAAGUUUUUCCUGUAUUACAGAUACCACAAAAAGCCAGUGUAAAACGUACCGUACAGACAAUUUAAAUGAAAACUUCAACAACUCUGCAGUUCGUGCAUUCACAGUAUCAACUAAUUCCCUUUGUCCACAAUGUGAUACAACAUGCCGUCAUGUUACACAUACACCAGUAACUAAAAGUACGAUUCCUAUAGAUCGGGGCAUCCUUUGUUAGCUGUAGCUAGGGUAUUUAUAUUGCCAUAAAGCACUUAAUUUGAUUAGAAAAUUGUUGCAGGGAUUUCCAUAAACCUCAAAGGUUACUAUAUGUCUAUUACUCUGAAAAGAUUAUGUAACUUAUAAAGGUGUUUCUUUUUAAACAAAAUUUUGUAAAAUAUUGUACAAAACGUACAAAGUAUGAAGUUAUUUGAGAAUAGGAAAAAAAUCCAAAUUAAAAAAAUAGACAUCACAAACAUAUACUCAUUUGAAUAUAUUUUUGGACAAACAAAUUGUUAAAAUU